AUGGAUUCGAGCGGCGAACAGGGCACUCCUGGAAAGGGCACUCCUGGACGUAAGCCCUAUCUUGUUCCAGACGUUCCAGGAGGCGGCGAGCGCAAACUUUACAUCCAAGCAUUGGAGCAGCGCGUUGCAGAUUUGGAGUCUCAACUCCCUGGAGCUGGGGAGGACCAUUACCACGAUGGAGCACAUGAAGCCACGCAACGGCCAGCUCCAACGGAGAAUGUCCCCACAGACUCCCCAGCGACGGCUUCUGGCAGCCACCCAGAAUGCAACCCGGACGAGGGCGGAGAGAUCAUGAUCGCGGUGCGAGAUCUGUCCCUUUCCGCAUCUGGUCAUUACGUCGGCGCAUCAAGUCAUAUUGAUGUCGGCAGGGUCCUUUCUUCCGUGGUCUCUCGAGAUGGUAAUCCCCGACCAAUGGCCGCGAGAGGCCCGGGUGCUUCUGCAGAAGACUCAGACCCGGCCCCAAAAUCCGCGCACCCUAUCACUCGAUCUGAAGAAGCCCUUGACACUCCACCCUUGACGUCUCAGGUAGCAGCGAGACUGAUGAAGGGGUGGUCCCAACACAUUGCUACCAGAUAUCCGGUUCUUCACACGCCCAGAGUAAGAUGGCUAUACACCAAUCAAGCUCAUCUUACCGAUGUCUACGACCGAGCCAUAUUGCAUCUGGUUUACGCUGUGAGCGGGCGCUGGCUGGAGUCGUCAGGCGAGAUGGGAUACUUCUUUAGCGAUCAGUACUACGACCUUGCGAUCGCGCAGAUGAACCAGAUACAAAGGUUGCGAGAUGAGAGGACAGUUGACUACCUUCUUCUUCUGGCCCUGUACUGCACUCGAGCGCCACGAGAUCCUGGUGCCUGGACCUUCAUCGGUGCUGCGAUGCGCCUAUGUGUAGAGCUGGGCUUACAUCGAAAGCGUCCGCAGACAUGUCCGAGUGUACAGAGAGAACUCAGUAAGCGACGUUUCUGGACUGCGUACUUCCUGGACAGAGAUAUUUCAAUCGCCAUAGGACGUCCUCCGGGGAUAAGCGACCACGACUUGGACUGCGAACUUCCGCUGGACAUUGACGAAGCAGUGGAGGAUGAUGCUACAGUCCUCCAGGCAGCCCAAGAUCAAAACGAUCCCUCGAGAUGGCAGACAUCCACACUGACCCCUUUCAUCCAUCGAUUGCGGCUGAAACGAAUUGAAUCCGAGAUUCAACACCUGGUGUAUCGAGUCGACAUUCAAGACGGAGCGUCGACAUCACUCAUCGAUCAUUUCCUGGACAGGCUGUCAAGCUGGAAGCAUCAAAUCCCCUUGGAAGCCGGCGGCUUUGAGGGUCAAGUCAAUCCCGACGUACCCUACGACGGGGCCGAGUUCUACACCAUCCAUUACCAUCGAUGUGUGCGCUUUCUACUGUAUCCACAGCUCUGCCAAUCUCCCUUGAACUACGAGUAUGUCCGCCUAUGCGCCGACGCCUGUCAAGGAAUCAUCAGCGACUAUCGAAAGCUCCAUGUGAAAUAUCCAGUCGGCUUUUCGGCACUGUCAAUUCAAUCUGUGUUCCUUAGCGCACAAGACCAGUCCGUUGAUGCCCAUCUCUCUCUCAACGACUGUAUGCUCUUGCUCUACAUCAUCUGUGAGCGAUAUCCAAGCGCUCGUCGAUAUCGAGACAUCUUUGAAAGAGUCAAGAGCGCUUCUGCAGCGGCCGCGAGUCAAGGGAUUGGCAUCGAUUCUCAGAAGGACGUAGCAUCAAUACCCGAUGCCCAUACAGUGAACGACGCCACGCACGGCUGGACUUCGGAAUUUAGCAACGACCUCAUGCAAAUGAUUGACGAGAUGACGGGUCAGGCGAUCGACCCAUUUUUGGGGGUAUCCUCAUCGCUGGACUCCAACAUGGGAUAUGGUUCGCCAGGCUCUUGGUGGUCUUGA
Molecule: messenger RNA, 1899 nt
Organism: Saxophila tyrrhenica
Lineage: Eukaryota; Fungi; Ascomycota; Dothideomycetes; Mycosphaerellales; Extremaceae
Exons: 4
Coding region: 1-1899 (632 amino acids)
Biological process (GO): positive regulation of transcription by RNA polymerase II; DNA-templated transcription
Molecular function (GO): DNA-binding transcription factor activity, RNA polymerase II-specific; sequence-specific DNA binding; zinc ion binding
Source: RefSeq, a predicted model, not a curated record